AUGAAAAAACUAAUAGUGCAAUCCACAUAUACUGUAACACUGUUCCACUACGACGGCCACACGACGGAGUGGGACGAGGAGUUCCAGUGGUCCAAGGAGACCGUCCACUUCAGCGCCAGGAAGCAGACCAAAUGGUGGUUCGCCAAGAGGUUCCUUCACCCGAGCAUCAUGGCGCCGUACGACUACGUGUUCCUGUGGGACGAGGACCUCGGCGUCGACAACUUCACCGCCGAAGCGUACAUCAACAUCGUGAAGAAGCACGGGCUGGAGAUCUCGCAGCCGGGGCUGGGCGCCACCAAGGGGCACAAGGCGUACGACGUCUCCGUCAAGAGAAACUCCGGUGACAUGCACAAGACUGCAGGGGGGAAGCAGUGCCCCGACGUGCACCAGCGGCCGUGCAGCGGGUUCGUGGAGGUGAUGGCGCCAGUCUUCUCCAGGGAUGCUUGGAGAUGCGUGUGGCAUAUGAUCCAGGUUAAUUUUGAGAACAGAGCGUAG
Molecule: messenger RNA, 495 nt
Organism: Triticum aestivum (bread wheat)
Lineage: Eukaryota; Viridiplantae; Streptophyta; Magnoliopsida; Poales; Poaceae
Exons: 5
Coding region: 1-495 (164 amino acids)
Source: RefSeq, a predicted model, not a curated record